GGAGAUGAGCAUGUGACCUAUUGCCUGGCGGGGAAUUCAUCAUGGAAGGAGUUGGCGACACUGUCUUCGUCACCAUUCAGAAGGUCUAUUACCCACUGCUUUGCAUCAUGGGUAUUCCAGCAAACCUCUUCACCUUCUACAUGAUCUGCUUCCGAAAAUGCGGAAUGUCUGACACUGCCGUGGUGUAUCUGAGCUGCCUCGCUAUUGUGGACACCUUCUACCUGGUGUGGGUGAUCCUUAUUGACCUGACCCUUACCUUCUGGCUGCUGCAGCCCUUCUGGCACUCCCACCCGUGGUGUGGCAUCCUGGACUUCCUGCAGUACGGCUCCCUCUGCAGUUCGUCGUGGAUUGUGGUGGUGUUCACCAUCGAGCGCUACCAGGUCCUUCGUAGCGCGGCGGCCAAGCAGCACUUCUCACAGGCGAGGGUCACUAAACUGAUCUGCACGGCCAUCGUCGCGGCGUCCCACUUGGUGUCGGUGCCGCUAGGCUGGAUCAAUGUCGUUACGUCCGCCAACAUUACGGUAGCUGGAGAAAACGUGACCCUGCCUCGAUGUCAAUACCGGGAUGAGAUCUACGCCACUGUCAUUGUGUGGAUAACCACCUUUCUCUCAGGAGGUAUCCCCAUAGUGCUGGUUAUUAUCUUCAAUUACCUCAUCGGGCAUCAUCUGUGCCGCGCCAGUAACAUGUUCACCAAGGAGGAGCGUCGCGUAAUGCGCGGACGCAGCACAAGGGGCAUGUUGAGAAGGACCAUCUUCCUGCUGGGGACAGUCUCUUUGGCCUUUGUGGUGCUCAGCCUGCCUCGCUUCGUCACAUACUGCAUCCUGAGGACCAAGUACAACACGGAGAACUUUAACAGAAAUGACUACGGAGUCCCCAUCAACGUCGCCGGUGACUUAGCUAACAUGCUCCAGAAUCUGACCUCCACCACAAACUUCUUGCUCUACUGUAUGGUCAGCGGCCGCUUCCGACAGGAACUGCUUCGGGUGGUGACUUGUCAAGCCGUGACUCGAGAAGCUUCCUCCGUUCUCACGCACGCCAUGAAAGUCUUCUCGGUGUCAGAGCAUAAGGCCGCAUCAUCCCGCCACCGUGAUCCGUGA
This is a messenger RNA of Phyllopteryx taeniolatus (common seadragon), 1097 nucleotides long. Its product is annotated as probable G-protein coupled receptor 139. The record is from RefSeq and is a predicted model, not a curated record. The transcript is spliced from 2 exons. Gene Ontology annotation, cellular component: membrane. Gene Ontology annotation, molecular function: G protein-coupled receptor activity. NCBI's taxonomy places the organism in Eukaryota, Metazoa, Chordata, Actinopteri, Syngnathiformes, Syngnathidae. Bases 42 to 1097 code for a protein of 351 amino acids. Gene Ontology annotation, biological process: G protein-coupled receptor signaling pathway.